GACAUCGAUAUCCUUCCUCUCUCGAUCUAACGAACUCUUUGAGUGCCCUGAUCUGUCGUUGCCUGCCUCUGAUCUCUUUCUCCGGUCCUCUUAUAGGUCAUCUGUGAUCUGUCUCCGUUUGUAUCUGCUUCUUUUUUAUUUUCCUGCUUUUUAUGACUAAGAUUUGACUGCAUCUUGGUCUGCAAUUUCAGGAUAACACAUGGGCGCAACUUCCUCGACGUCAGCAGGUAAUUAUCCACCGGAAAAGUGCUCGCCGGCAAGUAAUACCUCUAGAAGACAUGAUGAUCUGAUGGCAAAUUCCAACAGAAACAUGCAGACUUCCAUUGGGACUGAAGAUGUGGAAGAAAUUGCAUCUUGGAUUCAAGGAAAGCUUUCCGAAAUGCCUUCACCACCAUCUCAUGAGUGUUCCAUAUUUAGAGUUCCAAAUGGACUACGCAGGCAUAAUGAGAAGGCUUUCGUCCCACAAGUAGUUUCAAUCGGUCCAUUUCACCACGAGAACAAGGAGUUAAAAGGAAUGGAAAAAAUCAAGCUAUGGUAUUUAAAAUGCCUCCUCAAUCGAGCACCUGCUGAGGAAACAGUAGUUAGCUUGGUUUGCUUGGUAAAAGACGUCGGAAGUACUGAGCAGGAUUGUCGUGAGUCUUACGCAGAAGAGGUAGAUGUUCCAAGAAAGAAAUUCAUAGAGAUGAUGAUCCUCGAUGGUUGCUUUAUCCUCGAAUUCCUCUGCAGAUAUCAAAAGGACCUGAUGGCAAUUCGAGGAGAGGAAGCUCUCGUGCCUAAUACGUCAUGGAUGCCCAGAAAAAUAUUAGCAGAUUUGCUUCUGCUUGAGAAUCAAAUUCCUUGGUGCGUGCUCGACUGUUUGUUCAACCUCAUGCCCUGCUUGAAAACUGAAUCGUGCUCCCGACUUGAUGAUCUGGUUUCCUCUUCUCUUUCCAAGUAUGGAAUGUUUCCUCCAUCGGCGCGCAGCAGUCAAACUCACAAGCAUUUACUCGAUUGCUUCCGAAACUGUUUAGUUGGUUCAUGCACUAUAACACGGCCUAAUUGCUUAGUUCCCUUAAAGCGGAUCCCAAUUUGGUCUGUGACAGAGCUUCACCAGCAUGGAUUUAAAUUUAUCGCUGAAGACGGAGAAAACAUCCUCAAUAUAAAGCUCGAAAAUUACAAAAUAAAGAUGCCAGCAAUAGUUAUAGAGGAGAACACAGAAUCUAUGUUUAGAAACCUCAUCGCAUAUGAGCAUUGUGAUCCGAGUAAGGGCUACGAAAUCACCUCUUAUGCUGCGCUCUUGUAUUGCCUGAUUAAGUCUCCCGCAGAUGCACUCCUUCUCAAAGAGAGAGACAUUAUACAAAUUGGUUUGAGCAAUGAGGACAUAGCAAGUUUCUUAAACAGGCUUUAUAAUGAUAUUUGUUGCCUUGGUUUUCUCUACACAGACCUCUGCGAACGUGUGAAUAUGAUCGGAGUCUCGGACGUGUGAACAGAGCUUACAAUGAGAUGAGGUACUCGAACGGUUGUCACAACUUGCAUAGUAUAUAUAAAAUGAAUAUGAUCGAGGCACGAUUAUUUCGGAGAUUCAAAGAUGUUCUUUAGUCCAUCUAUGUGAUCUUUCCUUGCUACAAACCGUUUAUUCUGCCCUCUCCUACUAUACAUGAUGCGGUUGCUAGCUAGCUCAUGUCAAGUAAUUAUGUUUAUGAUCUAAUUAGUGUGUAUUUCUUUCAACAACUAUGUUUUAGUAAGUGUGGAUCCUGCUGAUCUUUCAUGUUAUCUUUGAAAACUCGAAUUGCUAACUGUAUUAUUUGUCCCUGAAAUAGAAAAAAUGUGUUACGGUACUA
Carya illinoinensis is the source of this 1820-nucleotide messenger RNA. Its product is annotated as UPF0481 protein At3g47200-like. NCBI's taxonomy places the organism in Eukaryota, Viridiplantae, Streptophyta, Magnoliopsida, Fagales, Juglandaceae. Bases 200 to 1465 code for a protein of 421 amino acids. The record is from RefSeq and is a predicted model, not a curated record. The transcript has 2 exons.